Owenia fusiformis is the source of this 1138-nucleotide messenger RNA. The record is from the annotation of a GenBank genome assembly. NCBI's taxonomy places the organism in Eukaryota, Metazoa, Annelida, Polychaeta, Sabellida, Oweniidae.
GUCACCUUGAAAUGUAAACACACUUUAUUUGAGCAACAGAUUUAGAUAACAUUCUUAUUUUACAUAAUCAAAAGUUUAUAACCGUCAGUUGUGAAAGUAGGAACCUCAUUUAGGCGUGGAAUAUUUGAAAUAACGAUGACACAAAGAAAAGUAGCUGUGGUGACAGGCAGUAACAAAGGCAUAGGGUUUGGUAUUGUGCGAGGGCUGUGCAAAAAGUUUGAUGGUGAUGUUUAUCUAACAGCCAGGGAUGAAACUAGAGGACAGGAGGCUGUGGCAUCCCUAGAGAAGGAGGGCCUGAAACCAAAAUUUCACCAAUUGAAUAUUGAUGACCUAGCUAGUAUUCAACGACUCAGGGAUUUUCUCAAGUCCACAUAUGGAGGCCUUGAUGUCUUGGUUAACAAUGCUGCAAUUGCUUAUAAGGCGGCUGCAACUGAACCAUUCUCAGAGCAAGCAGAAGUAUCAUGUAGGGUGAAUGUGUUUGGUGUAAUCAACACAUGUAAUGAACUAUUUCCUCUUCUCAGACCUCACGCAAGAGUGGUACAUGUGUCCAGUUUUGUUGCCAAGAUGGUGACAGAUAAAAAUGCAACAGUAAAGAAAAUAUUCGGGGAUUCUAAGCUUACUCAAGAGGGAUUGAUUGAUCUUGUCAACGAUUUUGUUAAAUGUGCAAAAGCAGGGAAUCAUGAGGCCAAGGGGUAUGCUAACACAGCAUAUGGUAUGACCAAAGUAGCUGUCAGUGCAUUAACAGGUAUCCAGCAACAACAGUUUAACAAAGAUCCACGAGAAGACAUCAUCGUCAACUCUGCUGACCCAGGUUAUGUUAACACAGAUAUGUCCAGCGGAAAAGGGAAAAAAACUAUUGAUCAGGGUGCCAUAGAGCCUCUAGCAUGCGCUCUCCUACCAGCUAAUGUUGGGGCCCCCAAGGGUGAAACAAUUACUAGCGGUACCAAGGUUUUGCCAGUGUUUUAACCUACGAACUAUGAAGCAUGCAGUGUAACAUGCACACCGGUACAUAAGGAAUCUAUCAACCAGUGAGAGACAUGACUUUAAUCAAGAAAUCAAUGCCAAAAUGACAUGUAUUAUUUUUUCAUAUAUGGCUUUUUCAUCUGAAACUAUUUUAGUUCUACGAGACUACUAUACC